AUGUCGCGCUUGUUACCAGCAACCAUGGUGACUGUAUUCAUGCCAUCAUCGUCAUCAGGGGCAGCGGCAUACACACAGCGAGAGGACGGAGUGUGUAACGUGGUGGAUGUUUUCUGCCUUGGCAGUCAAUGUGUAUGGUUUGUGGUAAACAGUGCAAACCACGUAACAGCCAACAAGGGCACAUCGCGACAACGCAGCAGCAUUUCAUUUCCAGAGCAAGGGACAGACCAAGGCGCGGCAGCGGAGGGCGAUUUUCUCCUUCUGAGAGAGUUGCAGCGAGUCGCCCGUGUGGUGACGUUUAGCGAUGCUGAUGCGACACGACAACAUGGAGAGUGCCCUCGAUGCUCUGGGAAAGGUGAGGGCAUCGCAUCUGUGUCAACGCUGUUUGUUCAAGGGUUGCAUGUCGUUCUCUUCUUUGUCAUGGAGUGUCAUUGCAUGGCGUUUGCCUCCUUUUUCAUCGAUACUUCUCCUGAAACGAAUGACAGUAACCAGAGCACAGGAAAGGCCCAGCUGUUUGCAGUGCGGUGGUUUUGUGGGGACGUGAAAGCGAAUGCAACUCCUCACACGCUUCCCCGUCAAAUUAGCGUCCCGGUGAGUGCUAUUUUGGAGGCAUAUAAUUAUGACGCUUCUUCUAUUACCACCACCGUAUCGUCUUUCCCGUCUUCCUCUUCACCCUUGUUGCGGCAGGGUCAACGCAACUGGAAAAAUGUUCCAGCUCGUCUUGUUACGCGAAACACUUCCUCGUGUUUUAUCCUGCGUCUUGUAUUUGCGCGCACGAUGGGAUGGAUGGAGUAUGUGGAUAUCGCGUGGCAGGAGGAUGUGGAAGGAAGCGCCCCGUCACCCUGGAGGACACUACACGGGUUUCGGAAGCUCACAGUGGGGUCGCUGUAUUUGGGGAAGAUGGGUGGCGUGCCCGGGGAGGUGCGGGCCAUAACUUGGAUGUCGUGCUCGCGUGACUACGAGCAGCAGUACCCGUUACUUGCUGUUCUGCACCAGAGCGCCCCCGUGUUUGGGGAUCCGUUUCUUGAUCGUCUCUCUGUUUGCAUGCUUUCCGCACGGCGGCAGCCCGUGACACCAACAGACGAUGAUGGUGUCAGCUGGAUAACUUACCGUGAGACAUUGCAGGGAACUCUUAUGGAAGGCCCGUGGUGUCUGGAGGCUGUCACGCUUGCACACCCUUCUUUUCUUCUGCAUGCUGCUUCUCUGGACGAAGGCGAAAUGGGGGGCGGUAAUGAAGUUUUGGGUAUAUUUCUUCGACCGGCUCAUGUUAUGUAUCCUAUGAGCGCGUUACUGCGUGAAGAGAGCGCGUAUGCCGCUUGGGAACCUUUGGCUGCCGCGGAAACAUGCAAUUAUACGAAGUCAGACGAAAUGUACUUCUCGCUUUUCACAGAAGACGGUGAGGUAGCACGGUGCCACGUUGGUGGCUUUAUUGAAAGCGCUGUCGCGUGUUCGAUGACAGCCCCAGAGUCUCGGCGCUUGAGUAGUGCUGCGGGAGGCAGGGAACGUGUUGUUGCCGUUGUGUUGGCAAUGCGGAGUGCGGGUGACGUGUUGCUUUUGGAGGUCGGGACCACCUCUGCAGCAGCUGCUGACGCCUCCGCUAGUGCUGGUAGUGGGCGAGGCGUCCGAAGGCAGGCGAAUGGGAAGGCUCCACUAAAGAUGACCAUUUUGAACUGCCGAAGGGUUUCUGCAUGGGAUUCUGACGUGCCACGCGCCCUGCGGCAUCUUCACCGGUUUAUUGGCCUUCACUGGGACGACGCAGGGGGCACGGCAUUUCUCCUUGCGACCCACCAGGAUGACAAGACCCACCAGGUGGGUUGCAGUUUACUAAUGGCAGAGUUGGUGCUGCAGGGAAGUGACAAGCUUCAGUUCACGUGGUUUGGUGCCUGUAAGGGUUCCAUGGUGGAAGCAGGAAUUAGUUCUCGUGGGUUUCCUUUACGUGUAGGCCUGCCUUCGCUGGUGCGACCGCCCAGUACAGUUGAGGUAGGGUACAACCUUGGGAGCGUCCAGCAUGCUCCGCUGCAUGUACUUUGCCGUUGCGCCAUUCUGCAGGAUGAUGCAGCGGAUGUAUGGGCGUGGGAAGUUGUCAUCUUUCGCUCUGGAGAUAUUUGCCUCGUGUGUCGCAGUAUGCCACAUGAUGCACGCUGGAAGGGCAACGACCCCACUGUUUUUUGCAGGCGACUUUCAAAGAUACAGUGGCGGCAUUUAGAGAACACGACAGUGGUGGAUGCCUUGGUCCUCCUUUUUUCCUCUGGAUCAGCUGACAUCUGCAUGGCAUCCUUCUGGACCACUGAUAGUGGCACGACGCCGGGUCUUGCUGAGUUGGACGGUGCGAGUUCGCUACGUGAGCUGCAGUUGCUUUUGGUGUGUCGAAGCACUGUGAUUCUCAUGACAGCGGAGGGCCACGUGGUAUGUGUGAGUGAUGCGCAUCCUCGUUUGCCUAUGACGAAUGUCGGCCUUAGCACCAACCCGUUGGAGAUGAAGACAGCGAAAAAGCAUGGCGGAUGA
Trypanosoma rangeli is the source of this 2505-nucleotide messenger RNA. RefSeq lists its product as uncharacterized. NCBI's taxonomy places the organism in Eukaryota, Euglenozoa, Kinetoplastea, Trypanosomatida, Trypanosomatidae. The transcript has a single exon. The coding region runs from base 1 to 2505 and encodes 834 amino acids. The record is from RefSeq and is a predicted model, not a curated record.